Penicillium antarcticum is the source of this 1527-nucleotide messenger RNA. Its product is annotated as beclin 1. The transcript is spliced from 2 exons. Bases 1 to 1527 code for a protein of 508 amino acids. Gene Ontology annotation, cellular component: phosphatidylinositol 3-kinase complex, class III, type II; phagophore assembly site; phosphatidylinositol 3-kinase complex, class III, type I. NCBI's taxonomy places the organism in Eukaryota, Fungi, Ascomycota, Eurotiomycetes, Eurotiales, Aspergillaceae. Gene Ontology annotation, biological process: autophagosome assembly; cellular response to nitrogen starvation; autophagy. The record is from RefSeq and is a predicted model, not a curated record.
AUGUACUGCCAGAAGUGUCGAACACCACUCAAGCUGGAUGGCUCGUUAGAGUCUCUGAAUCCAGCUGCUUUUGAUCUGCUUUCAGAAUCUACAGGCAAAACGCUAUCAGAUGGAGCUGCAUCCUCCAAGUCCUCCUAUCCACCCGACCGACGCGGACACUACGAUCAAACAACAAAAAAUGCUACGCCGCCAGUCUAUCGGCGGUCUAUUCCCGCCCCUCGCGGACCUCCCUCUCGCGGUGAUAGCGGCAACAUGUCAUUUGUCAUGCUGACCGAGUCUCAAGUCGUGCCACCCGUUGAGAACACUCGAAAAGGAAAUCACGCAUCUGUCCAACCUGCUAGCCAAGAGAACGAAUCAUUCGUGGAUCAAAUGGAGAAGGCAACCCGGUUAUUUGAGAUUGUCUCGGCACGUUCUGAUAUCGACCAUCCUAUCUGCGUGGAAUGUACGGAUCUGCUCGUGGAGGGACUGCAGAAACGAUUGACGGGGGCUACGAAGGAACGGGAUGCCUACAUUUCAUUCCUGAGAAAUUUGAAUACGUCAGUCCCGACCGUGGAAGAGGUGCAAGCAGCAGACAAGACUUUGAACGAAAGCGUGGAAGCGGAGCGGGCUGCAUUCGCUGAACUAGUCGCCCUGGAAAAGGAAAAGGCCGACCUAGAUGGGGAGAUUGCCGGACUGGAAAUCGAGUCGCGACAGCUGGAUGUGGAGGAGGAGAACUUUUGGCGAGAGCGCAACGCCUUUGCCUUGACGCUGACCGACUUUCAAAACGAACGGGAUGCACUGAAUAUGCGCUAUGAUCACGACUCGCAGCAGCUUGAAAGACUUCAAAGGACGAAUGUCUACAAUGACGCGUUUUGCAUUGGUCACGAUGGAUAUUUCGGUACCAUCAAUGGAUUACGCCUCGGCCGACUGGCUAACCCGUCCGUUGACUGGCCUGAGAUCAAUGCUGCGUGGGGACAAACGGCGCUGCUUCUGGCUACGAUGGCUGACAAACUCGGAUUUCAAUUCCAGGGGUACCGUCUCAGACCCUUGGGGUCCAAUUCACGGAUCGACAAGAUCGAAUACCCGGUCCAACCAUCUGGCCAGCCCGUCGAAGGAGUUGCGGCCAAGGUUACUCAACUGGACCUUUUCUCGUCAGGAGACUUGCCGCUGAACCUCCCUUGGCUGCACCGUCGCUUUGAUGCGGGCAUGGUGGCGUUCCUCGAAUGCCUUCGCCAGCUGGGGCGGUUCGUCGAGAAGACCCCUGCCCCAGUGGUAUCGCCACGUCGGGGCCAGACCGGCGCCUCUGCACCGGGGUUGAAACUACCCUAUGAAAUUAAACGAGAUCGGAUUGGGGAUGCCAGCAUCAAGUUGGGCUUCAACCAGAAUGACGAGACGUGGACUCGUGCCUGCAAGUACACGCUGACCUGCUGCAAGUUCCUCCUUGCGCACGCUAGCAACUUGGCCAGCACGGGCUCCAACUCGGCAGCUGUCGCGGCUGCAGCCGUGGCAGCCGCCGAUCACGCCCGACAGGCGACUCCGCCAAGAUGA